This is a messenger RNA of Neoarius graeffei (lesser salmon catfish), 3264 nucleotides long. Its product is annotated as ADP-ribosylhydrolase ARH1-like. Lineage: Eukaryota; Metazoa; Chordata; Actinopteri; Siluriformes; Ariidae. Bases 402 to 1469 code for a protein of 355 amino acids. Gene Ontology annotation, biological process: protein de-ADP-ribosylation. The transcript is spliced from 8 exons. Gene Ontology annotation, molecular function: ADP-ribosylarginine-[protein] hydrolase activity; magnesium ion binding. The record is from RefSeq and is a predicted model, not a curated record.
UUGUCUCCACCAAGCUUUCUUGGUUACACUCAGAGCGAGGAAGGAAAAUAAAACUUCUUUGUGGUGAUUCCACGGUUUCUACACAACCCCUGUAGUGUCCCCCUCCCCCCCAGUCAUAGGAGCUGUUUAUUUGAAAGAUCCUUAAAUAAUCCUAAUAUAGCCGACAGCCUUCUCUUUUUACAGCUGCUAUUUUUGGACAGACUAGUCACUAAGGGGAAAAAACAGCACAAAACCUCAGGAGCCUGUUUUUAUUCUGUCGGAAACACUUCUGUGAAACGUGAAAAAAAAAUCGUACGAAGGAAAAGUACAAGAAGGCCGUAGCGGGAAAAGUUUGGAUCCGCGGUGUCGCCUACGUGACAGAACUGACCAGCGAGCUACUGAACCCGCAGAGGAAUAUUAGUAUGGCCCGUCCUGCUACUCUUGAGCACUAUAAGGCUGGCAUGUUGCUGAGCGGAGUUGGAGAUGCUCUGGGUUACAGGAAUCAGCUGUGGGAAUACAACGAGUCCGGCCCAGCCAUCCAUCAGGAACUACAGGAGCUUGGAGGACUAAAGAACAUCACUGUUCAACUUCCUGAUUGGCCAGUCAGUGAUGAUACGGUCCUCCACCUGGCCACCGCUGAAGCUUUAGCCACAGGAAAAGAAGGAGAGGACCUGCUGCAUGAGGUGGCAUCUCGUUAUGUGGAGGGUAUGAAAGACAUGGAGGGGAGGAAACCAGGACCAUCAAGCAUCCUGGGUGUGUCUCAGUUAAGACCAGGCACUGAAGGGGGCUACAGAAUAGCUUACAACCCAGAAGGAACAGGAUGUGGCGCUGCUAUGAGAUCCAUGUGCAUUGGUUUGAGAUACCCUCGACCGGAGCAGCUCUCCUCUUUGGUCACCGUUGCCGUAGAGAGCGGCAGAAUGACCCACCCUCAUCCAACGGGAUUCCUUGGUGCGGUUGCUUCUGCGCUGUUCACAGCUUAUGCCAUCCAGCGCCGUCCAAUCACAACCUGGGGGCUGGGCUUAGUGAAGGAGGCUUGUCCAUUAGCAAAGGAAUUUGUAAGGUCAGCAGGAUACGCCAUUCCUGAGACAGAGAGAGACUGGGGAUACUUCACAGAGAAAUGGGAAUGGUAUCUUGAACUGAGGGGUUUGUCAUCAGGAACUGGCCCAGCAGUGUUUCCUGACCAAUAUGGACCAGCCAAACGUGACGAGGCAUAUAAGAGCUUCAGCCUCUCUGGAUGGGCUGGACGAAGUGGUCAUGAUGCACCAAUGAUAGCUCUGGACGCUCUCCUGGGGGCAGGGUCAAACUGGGAGGAGUUAAUGAGCCGUUCAGGUUUCCAUGGAGGAGACAGUGACAGCACGGCCGUCAUUGCGUGUUGUUGUUGGGGUCUGAUGUACGGGAUUGAGCGAGUGCCUGAGUCUAACUACACCAACCUGGAGUACAGGGACCGGCUGGAGAACAGUGCUGAGAAGCUUUACACACUGUCACACUAAAACCAUCUUGUCAUGUCAUCAUCUCUCCAGAUGAAAUGGCAAAUCGAUCACCUAAAAAAGAAAUGGACUUAAGUUUAGUUAGCUGGAUUUAGCAGCUAUGAUGCAUCUGCAGAAAUAGUACUAUGCUUUUGUUUUAACACCUUCUUAGUUUGCUAAAUGCAAUGUCUUAACUAUUACUUUGCUUUCUACCUUGUUUCAUGUAAACCAAGAAAAAGUAAAUUAUUUCUAAUGGUUAGCAAAGGAGCUACCUAGCGUUCACAGCUACUUUUGCAGUAUGUAAGGAUAUUAUAAUCUUAACUGGAUUGGGCUGAGGAUAGAAAGGAAAAACAAUGUCUUAAAUCAGAGCAGAAUUUUGGUAGUCACGUUAAAAUUGGAGGCCAGCUAGCUAAACUUGAUUACAUAUGCUGCCUAUCAGAUUUGCUGCAAUGUAGCAGUAUGCUAUCAGUAUGUGAAUAGAAACUUUUAAGAAAUCCUUUUGCUUGCUAGCUAACUGUAGCUGGGAAACCACAUCCCGUAUCUAUUAGUUUGUGUUAAAUAUAGUUGUAUGUGUAAGUGAUUACUGGUAUGUGUAAAAUGCCCUCUUUAAUACUUAUGUCAAAAAUAAUUAGCUAACUAAAAUGAGAAGCUAAUAUUAGGGCAGGAGCUUGUCGUUAGGGGGCGGCACGGUGGUGUAGUGGUUAGCGCUGUCGCGUCACAGCAAAAAGGUCCGGGUUCAAGCCCCGUGGCCGACGAGGGCCUUUCUGUGCUGAGUUUGCAUGUUCUCCCCGUGUCCGCGUGGGUUUCCUCCAGGUGCUCCGGUUUCCCCUACAGUCCAAAGACGUGCAGGUUAGGUUAACUGGUGACUCUAAAUUGACCGUAGGUGUGAAUGUGAAUGGUUGUCUGUGUCAGCCCUGUGAUGACCUGGCGACUUGUCCAGGGUGUACCCCGCCUUUCGCCCGUAGUCAGCUGGGAUAGGCUCCAGCUUGCCUGCGACCCUGUAGAACAGGAUAAAGCAGCUAGAGAUAAUGAGAUGAGCUUGUCGUUAGAGGCACAUGCUGUUCAGAGUGCAUGUGAGUGAAAGUCCGUUGCGCGUGCCAAUGCACGGGUGUAACAACCACUUUCCUUUCAUUGAACUAGUAAAUACAUAGUAAUAAGGUUAUGGUCAGGACAAGUGAAAAAUCUUGCUGCUUGUCUGACUGGACAAGUGGAUUAAGAAGUUAUUGUCAAGCCCUGGGGCUCUGAGAAACUUUAACAGGUCAUUCAUUGAUAGGAUCUCUGGAUGCAAUCUAAAAAAGGAUCAGUUUCAAAAGCAUGCAAAAUCUGACGUGCACCUGCAGGUAGGCCUAUUUAAUAUUGUUUAAUUUGGACUUGUGAACGUUUCAGUCUUGUCUCUAACAGUCUGCUUGGUGUACGUGGGUAACCUGUCACCAUUUCAGCAGAUGUGCAAGCCAGUCAUACAUGAAAAUAGUGUAAUUAAAUGUAUUAGAUCUAGAUCUAAAUAGUAUUUUAGAAUCACAGUCUACUGUAAUUGAUCAUGACUGUAAAUUGCCAAAUAGUGUAUUCCUUUGUAAUUUCAUUUUCAAAAUGUUUUAAUAAUUUUAAAAAAGUGUGUUUAUAUUAAUUUUGUAAUUGAUAAUUUUUGGGUCUGUGUUCAUGAUCACACAUACUAUAAAUUAAUAUGGUGAUAGUACAUUGCUCCAAAUCUACUCACCAUGCAACCCUAUGGGAAGAGGUCUAACCCUUCAACAAGUUCCUGAACUGUUUGCCUUCCAACAAAUUUUACAUGUUCAACUUGGAAAUAAAUUUUUAAAUUUUG